AUGGAAGAUCACAAUGACCCCUUGGUCCUUACCUUACCAGUGGCAGGGUGCAAUAUCAAGAAGAUCCUCAUUGAUGGAGGAAGUUCAGUUAACGUUCUAUUCUACGACACAUUCAAGCGAAUGGAGCUUAACGAUAAACAACUGAUGUCUUCGUAUUAUACCAUCUACGGAUUCAAUGGGGCACCUACAAAGCCAUCAGGAGACAUUGUUUUGCAAGUGGACGCAAGACCAAUGAUAGUUGAUACUCGAUUCAGUGUAGUGGACACUCCUUCCCCCUAUAACGCCAUCAUUGGCCGAAGAUGGGUGCACAAGCUCAAGGGAGCGGCAACGACCUUGUGA
This is a messenger RNA of Papaver somniferum (opium poppy), 339 nucleotides long. RefSeq lists its product as uncharacterized. The transcript has a single exon. Lineage: Eukaryota; Viridiplantae; Streptophyta; Magnoliopsida; Ranunculales; Papaveraceae. The record is from RefSeq and is a predicted model, not a curated record. The coding region runs from base 1 to 339 and encodes 112 amino acids.